UCACGGUGGCCCACCAUGCUAUUCUUAGAUGAAGGAAUGUACACAGUGGCCUCAUGGCACUCUCCACAGCGCCCAGCUGAAAAACUCUGUGUCAUUUCUCUGUGUCAUGGUCUCUUCCCGACACCUCUCUGGAUUAAAUUUUAACUUCGUUUUUUACUCUUUUUUUCAAUUCAUAUCAAGCUGAUGAUAUUCUGUGGAUGUUAUUGACUCUCUAAGGACAGGAGCAACAUGAUGGCUGGCAGACGAGCGGGCAUUUUCUCUUUCAAAGACUCAGAACUUCCCUGCCACUUGCUCAUCCAGCUCAACAUCCUGCGGCAGGAGCGCAUCCUGACCGAUGUGCUGCUCUGCACUGAGCACCAGGAGAUCCCCUGCCACAGGAAUGUCCUGGUCUCCAGCAGCCCGUACUUCCGUGCCAUGUUCUGCAACAACUUUCUGGAGAGCAGCCAAGCCCGUGUGAACUUGAAGGGAAUCUCUUCAAGUGUGCUCACUGGAAUUGUAGACUAUGUUUACACGGGCUGCGUCACUAUCACCAUGGAGAAUGUGCUCCCCCUUAUGCAGGCAGCGUCCAUGCUUCACUAUGGGGGUCUCUUUGAGGCCUGCUCCACGUUCCUGCAGGAGCAGCUGAGUCCUGAGAACUGUCUGAGCAUGAUCCGGUUGUCUGAGAUCCUCCACUGCGAGAGUCUGAAGGAGAAGGCAAAGGAGAUGGCCGUGAGGUGUUUCUCUGAUGUUGCUGCCACUGAGGACUUCUGUGAGCUGUCUCUUCCAGAGCUCAUGUGCUACUUGGAGGAUGACCGCCUUUGUGCUGAGGAGGAGCAGGUGUUUGAGACUCUCCUGGCAUGGAUCCACCACGACCCUUUUUCACGACGCGGUGCCAUUCACGAUCUCUUCAAGAAGGUUCGUCUCCGCUACAUCCAUCCAACAUACCUCUUCCAGUUCAUCGCCAACGACCCACUGGUGCAGUCAUCCACACUCUGCACUGAGAUUAUUGACUCUGUACGCCGUCUUAUGCUCACAGCCAGCACCAAGUGUAGCCGUGAGCUGAAACCCCUCUGGACCACACCAAGACGUUACACCUGCAGAGAAACGCUGGUGGUAGUUGGAGGACGCAAAAACAACGAGCAGACUUCUCGAGAGGCACUUCUGUACGAUGAAAGGACCCAUCGUUGGCAGUGGUUGGCCAAGCUGCCUCUGCGCCUUUACAAAGCUGCAUAUGUGUGCAUCCACAGCAUCCUUUAUGUGCUGGGAGGCCUCAGUCUCUGCAUGGCUUCUGGGGAUAGCUCAGUCAGCUCCACCGUUUACACACUUUCCCUCAAAACAAACCAGUGGAGGACAGCAGAGCCCAUGCUGGAGCCUCGAUACGCCCACCAAAGUGUGUCUUAUCUGCACUUCAUCUUUGUGCUGGGAGGUAUAGGGGUGGACAAGCGAAUCUCUCAGUCAAUGGAGAGGUAUAACAGCAUGUUUAACCAAUGGGAGGCCAUGGCACCGAUGCCUACCGCUGUGCUUCAUCCAGCAGUUGCAGCCAGUGAUCAGAGGAUCUACGUGUUUGGAGGGGAGGACGCCAUGCAGAACCCGGUCCGGCUUAUUCAAGUGUAUCACAUCUCUCGCAACUUGUGGUCCAGAUUGGAGACAAGGACAGUGAAAAAUGUUUGUGCGCCAGCUGCAGUCAUAGAGGAGAAGAUCUAUAUCAUAGGAGGAUAUACCAGGAGAAUGAUUGCCUAUGACACCAAAGCCAACAAAUUUUUCAAGUGUGCAAAUCUGAAGGAGCGAAGAAUGCACCACAGCGCCACAGUGAUCAACAACAAGCUCUACGUCACAGGCGGACGCAUCCUCAAUGGCCACGAUGUCAUCGAGGACUCGGAUUGCUUUGAGUGCUACGACCCAAAAACAGAUGUUUGGACCUCAAAAGGUUCUCUACCGUACAAGCUCUUUGAACAUGGGUCUCUGCCGCUGGUCUGUGUUUCCAACCGACCCAACCCACCAUGAGCAAAACCUCUCCUUUGGUUGGAUAUAUUUUGGCCUCUACACUAACAGUGACCAACCAUUUCACACUGAGAGCAUUGCUUAAUGCAAGUUAGCGUCCUGUUUAGCACCGCUGACGGUGAUCUGAAACACAAAACCUGUAUGGAGGUGGUAUUGCCGACACACCUGUGAUGGAACUGAAGAGUCAAUGAGAAAUCGACAAGCUUAAAGAAAAUUAUAUUUUUUAGAAACAACAAACUUGGAAAAAAUGAUUUGCACUCACAUUUGAUGAUCAGUGUUAACGUUUUAUUGUCCCUGACUUUGAUACAAAGGAAACUUCCCCUAUGUGGCAGCUGUAUUUUACAUCGUUUUCCUGCCAGACCAGGAGAAAUAUGUUUAUAAAUUUGGGUUCUACUGAGUUCUGUUAACGAUCUAGCAGUGGCACUAUUUGCACUUUGUAUAGUAAAUAAUACAUUCCUCUUUAACUCACUUCUUAUUGGAUUGCGCUUGUCAAAGAAAAGAGCUGUCAAAAGCCAUGAAAAACCUACAGAGAUGAAGAAGAACCAGUCUUUUGUAAUGUUUGAUAAGUCAAUGCAAAGAACGACAGAUUUUGUCAAAUAAAAUAAAAUGAGCCAAUAUUUAACAAUUCAAAAA
Molecule: messenger RNA, 2613 nt
Organism: Xiphophorus couchianus (Monterrey platyfish)
Lineage: Eukaryota; Metazoa; Chordata; Actinopteri; Cyprinodontiformes; Poeciliidae
Gene: klhl38a
Product: kelch-like family member 38a
Exons: 4
Coding region: 229-1983 (584 amino acids)
Molecular function (GO): protein binding
Source: RefSeq, a predicted model, not a curated record